Aethina tumida (small hive beetle) is the source of this 2071-nucleotide messenger RNA. Its product is annotated as SET domain-containing protein SmydA-8. NCBI's taxonomy places the organism in Eukaryota, Metazoa, Arthropoda, Insecta, Coleoptera, Nitidulidae. Gene Ontology annotation, molecular function: protein binding. The transcript has 8 exons. The record is from RefSeq and is a predicted model, not a curated record. Bases 421 to 2028 code for a protein of 535 amino acids.
GAAUAUUUUAUAUUUCAUUGUUUAUUAUUCUUAUAUGAAUUUUAUGAUUCACAGUUUGUUUUAUUUAAUUCUGUUGUUUUCUGAUAUACAUAUAUUUAUUAAGUACAAUUAAUUCUUGUAAAUUCGUUAAAAUGAGAUCGAUAUGAAGUUGUGUUCAGUGAAUGUUGCAGAAUUAAAUUUAAAAGUACUGCGAUUUAAAAAUAGUUCCAGAGCCAGAGUCAUGUUACUUAAUCUACUAACAUCCUACUUUAUUUUAAAUGGUUCUAUAAUUAAAGCAUUGCAUAUUCCCACCAGAGGUAGACUGUCUUCCGUAUAGUUACAGUUGCACGUUUGUCAUUAAAUUAGAUGUUUUGUUAAAAGUUUAUUUGUUUUUGUGUCGCAAUUUGCCAGUCUGAGAUCACCGUUUAAUAACGCAAAAAAAUGAACGAAGAAUCGAAAUGCGACAUUUGUGCGAAACCUGCUUUACAAAAAUGUGGUGGUUGUCAUAUUGUUUAUUAUUGUUCAAAAGAACAUCAGAAAAAUGGUUGGAAACAACAUAAGAGACAAUGCAAACCAUUUAAGGUUUGCCAGGAUGAUAUUUUGGGGCGGUACGUUGUAGCAACCAGAGACAUCAAGGCUGGGGAAAUUGUACUUCAAGAACCGGCCCUAAUAUGGGGCCCAUCCCAAACUUCCGUACCAGUUUGUUUAGGUUGCGGUAAUGCAAUUACUGAAAAGAACUGUAAACCAUGCACAAAAUGUGGAUGGCCAAUGUGCAGCGAGACUUGUGAAAAGGCACCUGCACAUAUUCCGGAAUGCAGAUACACAGUUCUAAGAGGAGACAAAGUGACGGUGAAAAACUUUGGAAUCAUUCAUCCGAUAUAUCAGUGCAUAACGGUUUUACGUUGCCUUUAUCAGAAACAAUUUUUGCCAGAUGUGUGGAAAAAAUUGGAGAAGCUAGAAAGUCACUGUGAAGAGCGCAAAAGGAGUCCUAAGUACGAAAAUGAAAGGAUUACUGUGGGUCAAUUUAUUUUAAAAUUUUUUAAAUUAGAAAAUACGUUCACUGAGGACGAGAUAAUGAAAAUAUGUGGAAUUUUGAUGGUUAACGGUCAUGAAAUUCCUCUAUCAGAUCCCCCACACGUAGGUCUUUUUCAUUCGUGCUCAAUGUUUGAGCAUAAUUGUAGACCUAAUUGUAAAAAGAGUUUCACAAAUAAAGGCGAAAUUCUUAUAAGUUCAGGCAUAAAAAUCGAAAAAGGUCAGCACUUAAGUAUAUGCUACACGGAUCCUUUAUGGGGUACUCCAAACAGGAGGUAUCAUUUGUUCCAAACGAAGUUCUUCUGGUGUAAAUGCGAAAGAUGUUGCGAUGUUACAGAAUUUGGGACAAACUUUAGCACUAUGAAAUGUCAAAAUAGUGAGUGUAAUGGUUAUUUAUUGCCAAAAUCUUUCAUCGAUGAUGAAGAAAACGGAAAGAUAGUCGACUGGAAGUGUAGUAAAUGUCCAGGCUUCAUGAAUGCUUAUUCUAUUCAGGACAUAAUGGAAAGGGCAGGAAAAGAUUUAUCACUGCUGGAAAAAGGAAAUUCAAAUAGUUGCAAAGAUUUCAUCAGCACCUAUGAGUCUUACUUACAUCCUAACCAUUAUUAUAUGACCGACGUAAAAAUUGCAUUAACACAAAUUUUAGGACAGGAAUAUGAAGGUGGUCUACCCAACUUAUCUGAUGAUGAUUUACUUUUGAAGGCCAAUUUGUGUCAAGGAUUAAAUAAUAUGCUUAAAAUAUUAAUACCAGGUGAAAGUAGAGUAAGAGGGCUUUUGUUAUUUGAAUUGCAUGCAGCCAUAGCUGAAAUAGGCAGAAGAAAGGCCUUGGUAGAUCCAGAUGAACUUCAUAGGACACUUUUAGAAUCGAAAAGAAUAUUGCUGGAGGCUGCUGAUCUUCUCAAAUUUGAACCUGAUUGUUUACCAGAAGGUAAACUUUACAAACAGGCACAAAUGAAUUUGUUGCAAAUUGAACAUGUUUUAAAGACUGUGCACAAGACAUUUGGCGAUACCAUGAACUGAUUUUAUUUGUAUAAUAUACUAUAAUAAAACGUUGUGUUUUGAA